Molecule: messenger RNA, 2086 nt
Organism: Cercospora beticola
Lineage: Eukaryota; Fungi; Ascomycota; Dothideomycetes; Mycosphaerellales; Mycosphaerellaceae
Gene: ERG13
Product: hydroxymethylglutaryl-CoA synthase
Biological process (GO): acetyl-CoA metabolic process; ergosterol biosynthetic process
Molecular function (GO): hydroxymethylglutaryl-CoA synthase activity
Source: RefSeq, a predicted model, not a curated record
GAUAACAAGAAAACAAUCGGCGGCUCUUUCCUCAAAGCAAUUUAGUGGGAGGACCCCUAUGCUGCAGGAACGCCUAGGGUUCAAUCGAAUGGGACGACUUUUUUAAUUCUUGAGCGUCGCCCGUCGCAGAUCUUCUCUUCUCAAUUCCUCCCUCCUCAUUCUCCUCGCCUGCCUCUCCUCGUGCCAGUGACCGAGUCGAAACAGCGCGCGAACAAUCGUAACCAUCACGCCUUUGUGCCCCGCGCCGAGCAGAACAUCCGACUGUUCUUCUCUCUCCACACCGACUUCAGUCCCACGCGACACGCCACACGACCGCACAGCACUCACAACACUCUCAAUAUGAGCGAACGACCUCAGAAUGUCGGCAUCAAGGCCGUCGAGCUCUACUUCCCCAGCCAGUGCGUUGACCAAGCAGAGCUCGAAAAAUUCGAUGGCGUUAGCGCUGGCAAAUACACCAUUGGUCUUGGACAGACCAAGAUGAGCUUCUGUGACGACCGAGAAGACAUCUACUCAUUCGCCCUCACGACCGUUUCCUCGCUUCUGAAGAAGUACAACAUCGACCCAAACUCCAUUGGCAGACUCGAAGUCGGCACAGAGACUCUUCUCGACAAGUCAAAGUCAUGCAAGACUGUGCUGAUGCAGCUCUUUGAGCCAUCUGGCAACACCAACAUUGAAGGCGUGGACACUGUCAACGCAUGUUACGGAGGUACCAAUGCACUUUUCAACACAGUUGCUUGGGUGGAGUCGUCUGCCUGGGACGGACGGGAUGCCAUCGUCGUGGCAGGAGACAUCGCGCUUUACAAGAAGGGCAAUGCCAGACCCACGGGAGGAGCUGGCUGCAUCGCCAUGCUCGUUGGACCAGAUGCCCCAAUCGCUUUCGAGCCGGGCCAGCGUGGCAGCUACGUGAAGCAUGCAUACGACUUCUACAAGGCCGAUUUGACCAGCGAGUACCCACUCGUGGACGGUCACUACUCGAUCAAGUGCUACACUGAAGCAGUAGACGCCUGCUACAAGGCCUACAAUGCUCGUGAGAAGCAGCUCAAGAGCAAGGCAAAUGGUCACACGAAUGGUGUGCACGAGUUGGAGACACCUCUUGACCGAUUCGACUACAUGGCAUUCCACGCCCCGACCUGCAAGUUGGUCUCCAAGAGCUAUGCGCGAUUGUUGUACAAUGACUAUUUGGCCAACCCUGAGGCUGAGAUCUUCAAGGAUGUUCCUGCUGAGAUCAAGGACCUCACAUACGAGCAGUCCAUUUCCGACAAGACUGUCGAAAAGACCUUUGUCGCACUGGCCAAGAAGCGAUUCGCGAGCCGUGUGCAGCCUGCAACCGAGGUCCCAACACAAUGCGGUAACAUGUACUGUGCCUCCGUAUACGCAUCGCUUGUGUCACUGCUCAGCAACGUAUCCUCGGACGAUCUUCAAGGCAAGCGCCUCGGCAUUUUCUCGUACGGUUCCGGUCUCGCAUCUUCACUGUUCUCCCUCAAGGUCCGGGGCAGCAUCAAGGAGAUCGCGGAAAAGAUUGACCUUCACACGAAGCUCGAGGGACGUCGUGUUGUUAGCCCAGAGACAUACGAGGAAUUCUGCAACCUUCGCGAGAAGGCCCACCUGAAGAGCAACUACAAGCCACAGGGCAGCAUUGACACGAUCGCUCCUGGCACAUAUUACCUCACGGAGGUUGACGACAUGUUCCGCAGGAAAUACGAGAUUAAGCAGUAGACGCACCAUGCAUGAGUUGCCAGUCUAGAGAAUGGCAACGAUAAUAAUCAGCAGUGCAUUUGAUGGCGUUUGAGGAAAUACUAGAUACCAUUUUGGCAUGACCCAGGUCCGCGUGAAUGGCACUUGGAGAGUUGGCGACAGGAGGCCAAGCGAGGUAUCACUGACAUCGAUACGCUCUGCCAGAGCGCAACGCAGCGAUGUCGCUGUGGGGUCGAGAGAUGACAGAGAUCUCUUUCAGAGAGCGUCUAGAGCCGAAAGAAGGCCGUUUGUAGAUAUCGUGGUAACAUCGGCAAAACAAUCAGACUUGUUCUGCAGCACACAAAUUGACUCUGAUGUCACCCGUGCACGGUUCCCGUGAACAGUCUCUUCC